UUGGGGUUUCACAAACCGAUGAACGGCGACUGUUCGAAGACAGAUUAAUCUAAAGCAAGACCCCAAACCUAAUCUUGGGCAGCGGCUACUGAUUUAUGGAGUCUAGGGUUGUGCAAAACCCUCUGGACGCAACCCUAAUGGGUUCCAACAUGAUACAAAGCUCAAAGGCCAAAAUACGGCGUCGUAACACCGAAUCAGAUUCUGGACGUCAACUUUCUUUGACGACUCCGGAUGAAUUUGAGCCUAAGACCAGAACGCCCAAAUCCGAGCCCGUAUGCGACCGUGAGACCAGUUUUAGCGCAAACUGCUCCUGGACUCCGAAACGGCCCCGAAGUUGACUUGGUUUGAUCCUCCACCUCGGCUUGGGCUCCCUUGCUGGUCCACCACGCCUCCAAUCCCUUCCUUGAGUAUUUUCUGAUCCUCUCCUUGGUUCCUAAUUAUAAUAUAAUCAUAAGGUAGCAAUCUAUUCCGAAAACCAAACAAAGAAGUGCUUAGAAAAGAGCUCACCUCUUAAUUCAAUUGUCGCGCGCGAGCUCUCGUAAUUGGAACUUGAAUGCUCAUUGGAGGAUUAUUGUGUAUAUCUAAAUGAGUGAUGUCCUCGUCAACAGCGCAGAGCACGACGAGAUCGCAAAGAACAAGGGCGACAGCAAGGCCCUGACAUGGGAUGAUCUAGCGAGGAUGAAGUUCACGUGGCGCGUCGCGGAGACCCUCCGCUUGGUGCCUCCCAUCUUCGGCAGCUUCCGACGAGCCCUGGAGGACGUCGAGUUCGACGGCUACCUCAUCCCCAAAGGAUGGCAAGUGUUCUGGGCGGCGAGCGUCACGCACAUGGACGCGGCCAUCUUCCACGAGCCGGCCAAAUUCGACCCGUCCAGGUUCAAGGACCAGUCAACGGCGACGGCUCCACCAUGCUCGUUCGUGGCGUUCGGCGGCGGCCCGAGGAUCUGCGUCGGCAUGGAGUUCGCCAGGAUCGAGACGCUGGAGACGAUGCACCACCUGGUCAGGCGGUUCCGAUGGAAGCUGCGCUGCAAGGAAGACACCUUCGCCAGAGACACCAUGCCGUCGCCGCUGCACGGCCUACCCAUCCAGCUCGAGAACAAGACCUCUCCCUGAUCAG
Messenger RNA from Panicum hallii, 1114 nucleotides. RefSeq names its product beta-amyrin 28-monooxygenase-like. The record is from RefSeq and is a predicted model, not a curated record. NCBI's taxonomy places the organism in Eukaryota, Viridiplantae, Streptophyta, Magnoliopsida, Poales, Poaceae. Gene Ontology annotation, molecular function: iron ion binding; oxidoreductase activity, acting on paired donors, with incorporation or reduction of molecular oxygen; heme binding. Gene Ontology annotation, biological process: sterol metabolic process.